GUCCCCGCCUCCUCGGCCGCCGCCUCCGCGGGGCGGGGCCGCAGCCCGGGACCCGCCGCCGCGGCUAUAAAUGGGCUGCUCCGGGGCCGGCAGAGCGCGGUGACAGCCACACACCCCGAGGCCUCCCACCAUGAGCUACACGCUGGACUCGCUGGGCAACCCGUCCGCCUACCGGCGGGUCACCGAGACCCGCUCCAGCUUCAGCCGCCUGAGCGGCUCCCCGUCUAGCGGCUUCCGCUCGCAGUCAUGGUCCCGGAGCUCGCCCAGCACCGCGUCCUCCUCCUACCGGCGCAGCGCGCUGGCGCCGCGCCUCGCCUACAGCUCUGCCAUGCUCAGCUCCGCCGAGAGCAGCCUCGACUUCAGCCAGUCCUCGUCCCUGCUCAACGGCGUCUCGGCCGCGGGCACGGGCGGCGACUACAAGCUGUCCCUGUCCCGCUCCAACGAGAAGGAGCAGCUGCAGGGGCUGAACGACCGCUUCGCGGGCUACAUCGAGAAAGUGCACUCGCUGGAGCAGCAGAACAAGGAGAUCGAGGCGGAGAUCCAGGCGCUGCGGCAGAAGCAGGCGUCGCACGCCCAGCUGGGCGACGCCUACGACCAGGAGAUCCGUGAGCUGCGCGCCACGCUCGAGGCGGUGAACCACGAGAAGGCCCAGGUGCAGCUGGACUCGGACCACCUGGAGGAAGACAUCCACCGGCUCAAGGAGCGCUUCGAGGAGGAGGCGCGGCUGCGCGACGACACCGAGGCGGCCAUCCGCGCGCUGCGCAAAGACAUCGAGGAGGCGUCGCUGGUGAAGGUGGAGCUGGACAAGAAGGUGCAGUCGCUGCAGGACGAGGUGGCCUUCCUGCGGAGCAACCACGAAGAAGAGGUGGCCGACCUGCUGGCCCAGAUCCAGGCGUCGCACAUCACCGUGGAGCGCAAAGACUACCUGAAGACGGACAUCUCGGCGGCGCUGAAGGAGAUCCGCUCGCAGCUCGAGUGCCACUCAGACCAGAACAUGCACCAGGCCGAGGAGUGGUUCAAGUGCCGCUACGCCAAGCUCACCGAGGCGGCCGAGCAGAACAAGGAGGCCAUCCGCUCCGCCAAGGAAGAGAUCGCCGAGUACCGGCGCCAGCUGCAGUCCAAGAGCAUCGAGCUCGAGUCGGUGCGCGGCACCAAGGAGUCCCUGGAGCGGCAGCUCAGCGACAUCGAGGAGCGCCACAACCACGACCUCAGCAGCUACCAGGACACCAUCCAGCAGUUGGAAAACGAGCUUCGGGGCACCAAAUGGGAAAUGGCCCGUCAUUUGCGAGAAUACCAGGAUCUCCUCAACGUCAAGAUGGCUCUGGAUAUUGAGAUCGCUGCGUACAGAAAAUUGCUGGAAGGUGAAGAGACCAGAUUUAGCACAUUUUCAGGAAGCAUCACUGGACCACUGUAUACAUACCGACAGCCGUCCAUCACAAUAUCCAGUAAGAUUCAGAAAACUAAGGUGGAGGCUCCCAAGCUAAAGGUCCAACACAAAUUUGUCGAGGAGAUCAUAGAAGAAACCAAAGUGGAAGAUGAGAAGUCCGAAAUGGAAGAGGCCCUGACAGCCAUUGCAGAGGAAAUAGCAGUUUCCAUGAAAAGAAAGGAGGAAGAAGAGGUGGAAGAAAAGGAAGAGGAGCAAGAAGCUGACAAAAUGGUAGAAACCAAAAAGUCUCCAGUGAAAGCUACUGCCCCUGAAUUUAAAGGAGAGGAAGAGGGAGACAAGGAGGAAGAAGAAGAAGAGGAGGAGGAAGAUGAGGGUGCUAAAUCAGACCAAGCCGAGGAAGGGGGGUCUGAGAAGGAAGGUUCUAGCGAAAAAGAAGAAGAUGAGCAGGAAGAAGGAGAGACAGAGGCAGAAGGUGAAGGAGAGGAAGUUAAAACUAAGGAAGAAAAGAAAACCGAAGAAAAGAGGGAAGAAGUAGUCACCAAGGUGGAGCUGGUGGCAGAUGCCAAGGUGGAAAAGCAGGAGAAGGCCAAGUCUCCCAUGCCAAAAUCCCCCAUGCCAAAAUCGCCAGUGGAAGAGGUGAAGCCAAAAGCAUUAGCUGGAGCUGGGAAAGAUGAGCAGAAAGGGGAAGAAAGGAAAGUGGAGGAAGGAAAGAAAGAAGCAGCAAAGGAAUCUCCUAAGGAGGAAAAGGUAGAGAAAAAGGAGGAAAAGGUAGAGAAAAAGGAGGAGAAGGUAGAGAAAAAGGAGGAGAAAGUAGAGAAAAAGGAAGAGAAGGUAGAGAAAAAGGAGGAAAAGCUGAAAGAUGUGGUAGAGAAGAAAGCUGCUUCCCCAGUGAAGGAGGAAGCCAUGCAGGAGGUGGUGACCAUCACCAAAACCAUAAAGGUGAGCGUGGAGAAAGGUGCCAAAGAGGAGGAGAAGCCUGGGCAGCAGAAGGAGAAAGCAGAAGUGGAGGGAGGGAGCAAGGAGGAAGGUGGUGAUCAAGGCUCAAAGGAAUCCACCAAGGAAGACAUAGCCAUCAAUGGAGAGGUGGAAGGGAAGGAGGAGGAAGAGCAGGAAACAAAAGAGAAAGGUAGUGGGAGAGAAGAGGAGAAAGGGGUUGUCACCAAUGGCCUAGACUUAAGCCCAGCAGAUGAAAAGAAGGGGGGUGAUAAAAGUGAGGAGAAAGUGAUGGUGACCAAAACGAUAGAAAAAAUCACCAGUGAAGGGGGCGAUGGUGCUACCAAAUAUAUCACUAAAUCUGUCACUGUCACUCAAAAGGUCGAAGAGCAUGAGGAGACCUUUGAGGAGAAAUUAGUGUCUUCUAAAAAGGUAGAGAAGGUCACUUCACACGCCAUCGUCAAGGAAGUCUCCCAGGGUGACUAAUCACUUUAGUCUAUUCAAAAGGUUAAGCCAUACGACAAUUUCAAAAUGCAUGUUAAUGACAGCUUUCAACAUAGAACGGGUUCUCCCAUGGGGGUUCCAGACAUUGUAUCUUACAUUGUGCAAUAUGAGGGAACUGCAUGCAAGCUCAGGAUGCUCCCUCCUCCGUCUUUGGGGGGUUCAAAUGCAUGAUACUGUAUGUACCUGGGGAAUUGGCCUAUUUACUAAACUUUUGGAUGGGGUCAUUCACAAGGGGGAAUGUCUUGAGAUGUCUAAUGCAAAGAACAAACUGAGCCAAACAUAAAUGAAUCACAGAACUCUCUUAGCCUUAAGAAAGCUACAAAUGAAUAAUUAAGUUUACCUCACUGGUGCAUUUAAAAUGGACUUUCUUUCAUGGGAGAACCUUGUUGACAUGCAAGUUCAUGCAGUUUGCAACCUUUCGCUGAUCGAUGCUAAACGUCACAGCAGUCCUUGCUCAAUAAAGGUCAUAUUGGAAACA
This is a messenger RNA of Pipistrellus kuhlii (Kuhl's pipistrelle), 3302 nucleotides long. It is a transcript of the gene NEFM, whose product is annotated as neurofilament medium chain. NCBI's taxonomy places the organism in Eukaryota, Metazoa, Chordata, Mammalia, Chiroptera, Vespertilionidae. Gene Ontology annotation, cellular component: postsynaptic intermediate filament cytoskeleton; cytoplasm; axon. The transcript has 3 exons. The record is from RefSeq and is a predicted model, not a curated record. Gene Ontology annotation, molecular function: structural constituent of cytoskeleton. Bases 131 to 2806 code for a protein of 891 amino acids. Gene Ontology annotation, biological process: neurofilament bundle assembly.